Molecule: messenger RNA, 1173 nt
Organism: Panicum virgatum (switchgrass)
Lineage: Eukaryota; Viridiplantae; Streptophyta; Magnoliopsida; Poales; Poaceae
Exons: 5
Coding region: 411-818 (135 amino acids)
Source: RefSeq, a predicted model, not a curated record
GCGGGUUUGCUUACGCUGCCAGGAAAGAAAAAAAAAGGUAUGUUCUACUGCUACGCUCUUGUUGAUCCUUCUAAAGCAUUCCAUUGUUCCCUCACGCUGCCAAAAGUAAGCAAAUGCUGCAUCCUAUUUAAGUCUUAUCUUUUACUGAUGGUGCAUUCGCCAUUUGUGGCCACGAUUUGUAACGUCUCCUCUACAAAUGUUCUCAUGCUGACUUAAAAUCACAAAUCAUUUAUACAUAGGCCUAUUACCUCCCCAUCAUGCCGACUAAGAUUUUCCUAAACUAGGUAAUGGCUCUUCGUACAUCCCUGUUAACUCCGAUCCUUCUGAAAAUCGACAAAAAAACGUAGGAAAUACAUCCUCCAGAAGAGGUUAACACAUGCAGGUACCAACUUUCAGUAACCGAAGAAUCCAUGUUGCUGCAGCAGACGACCAGCAAGGUUGCAGGAGAUGCUCACCUGUUCCCUGUGUCUGAAUAUGAAACUCCUACCCUGAGUGCUUCAGUUGCAACAUCUUCCUCUAAGCAGCAUCUCACAGGUAUAUGUUCGCAGCGGCUCGUUUCCAGUUGUAUUCUUCUUAGCUUGCAAAUGAAAUCGUGGUCCACAGCUCCAUCGCAACAGCAUCUUUGCCUGAAUAUUAUCGUAGUUGAUGCCUUCAUGGUGCUUACAUAUUGCUGGGUACUAUGCUACAAGCAGCUCUUUACACAACGACCAAAUAAGAAGCUUAGCAUAGCACCAAUUUUUGGGAGCUAUUUAUUUACAAUUAUGCUCCUACAAACAGUUGCAGGCUGUGACCGUUUAAAGCAGAUUAUUUUGAAUUGAAAUGUCUGCAUGGUUCAGAUGUGAACCUUAACCUAGCUGAAAGAGGUCAGCUGUUUUAUUUUGCAGAGGUCAUCUGUUUUAUUUUGCAGUAUUAUCUACAGCCGUUCGUCUUUGCAUUCCAAUUUUUUGCAAGACGCAUUCCCCUUGACCGGGUAACUUUUGUAUAUUGUUCUUUUGCAGAUAUAUCAUUUCCAGCAACAAACAUUUUUUUUUCAAGAAACACUGAGCGCGCGCGCGACCGCUUAAUGAUUGUACUGUAAAUUGUGGUUCCAGUCGAGGUUGUAUUGCAGACUUUCCAGGACAUUGUGUACAAUCUAAUGCCGAACUAAUAUACGGCUCCUACUCAGCUCCUUUA